CCCCUCGGCGUCUCGGUCAUUGCCGUGAAAUGGAGGGUCGCUAUUGAUUAGCCCGCCAUGUUGCGGGGUAGCUGUCAGGCCGGUGUUUGGUGUCAGGUUUCCCCGCCUUCAGUUGGACAGCUGCCCGGCUUUGGGGCUGGUUGGUGGGAGGGGGCCAGGCCCUGGCCUCGGGCGCCGCUGGGUGUCUCACCGAGCACCAAGUGGUCGGUCCGGGUGUGUUUAAUCAUUUGCCCCCCCACCACCCCCUGCGUGCCUUCAGUCAGCAGCUCGGGAUGAAGUUGCUCUUUCUCGCCCCCCUCAGCCUCCCGACUGGGAACAGGACGACAGCUCAAAGAAUAAGCAAAUAUAUACAAAGUAGUGGCCACAUAUGCAUUCUGAAUGAUAUUGCCGAAUUUAAAUCACCUUCACAAGUUUCCGACUUAAUCAAUGAACAGAAAUUUGAAGCAGUAAUGACAAUCCAUCUCUACAAAGGAGGAAGAUUACUGUUAGACAGUAAUGUUCCAUAUGGAGUUAUAUUUGGUGGAACAGACAUUAAUGAAGAUAUCCAAGAUGAAAAGAAGUGUGAAGUCAUGGAGACUGUACUGCAGAAAUCUAGGUUUCUGGUGGCUUUCACAGACCAAUUGAAGAAAACAGCAGAGGUGCAUUGGCCAUUCGCUAGCAGUAAGAUUCAUGUGCAACCUCAAGCCGUUGUAACCAAGCCUUGCACAAACUUUAGUUGGAAUGAAUUUCUCCAAGAUUCAGGGAUUCAUUGUAAGAAUAUUGACGCAUAUAUAUUUCUUUUGGUGUGUGGACUUCGGCGAGUUAAAGAUCCCCUCUUUUUGGUGGAUGCUUUUUCAGUUUGGCAUAAGGAAGAUCCAAGGGUUUAUUUAAUUAUUAUUGGACCAGAGGUUGAUGCACCAUUCACACAGCAGGUGAAAGCCAAGCUCAAGAGUGCUUCUGGGGUCUAUCUAGUUUCAGAGAAGCCUCAGGAAGAACUGCAAGCUGCUAUGAGGGAUUCAUUUGCUGUUGUAAAUAGCUCAAUCUCUGAAGGAAUGUCUUCUACUAUUCUCGAGGCGAUGGACCUUAAUGUUCCAGUGCUGGCAAGAAAUAUAUCUGGAAACAGAGCCAUAGUAAAACAUGAACACACAGGACUUCUCUUCUUCGAUCCACCAGAAUUCAUUGAAUUAUCAAAAAGAUUGAUGAUUGAUACUUCUUUGAAGGAAAAUAUUGUGGCUAAAGCCAAAGAAUAUGUAGAGAAAUUCCAUUCCUGGGAGACAGAAAAGGAGACUUAUCAGAAGCUCAUUGAAAACCUGCUUUAAAUAGUCAUCAGUCAAGUUUGGAUCUUGGAAUAUCAGCAUUCAGAAAUUAGGCAUUAACUACAUCUUCUGGAUUAGUGGUGCUGGAAGAGCACAGCAGUUCAGGCAGCAUCCAAAGUGCAACGAAAUCGACGUUUCGGACAAAAGCCCUUCGUCAGGAAUAAACUACAUCUGCAAGUUGAAUAUUAGAGGUUAACUUAAAAUGUUUGACAAAAUACAGAAAUGAUCCGAUAAAAUUACUAUAUGUAUUGUAGAAAAAACUCUGCAAUUGCUUUUUUUUUGCUCUCUGCAUUAGUUGAAGAAAAUGGUAAUUUAUUUUCUUUAUUAAAGAUUUAAAGUAAGCUUAGAUUCUUUGAUACACAUUUUAGCAGAAGGCUUACCAGCCAUUCUGAUUAGUGUUGAGUGUUCAUGUUCAGCAAAGUAAUUUGAGAGACUGUAAAAUUUUCAUUUGCUAAGGAUGGAAUUGGGGGGGUGUAAUGAUGUAAUGUGUACUGAACACGAUAGUUUUCAUGUACAAAUUUGCACUUGGUUUUCAAGAUAAGACAAAAUAAUGUGCUUUUAUUUUUAUAUUGGAGUUGUAAUUUUGAAAUAAAUAUAUUUUCUGUCUUUUAACUAAAAGCUUUGGAAAUAUUGUUCAAUUAAAAAUAUUUGAACUUUG
This is a messenger RNA of Hemiscyllium ocellatum (epaulette shark), 1953 nucleotides long. RefSeq names its product glycosyltransferase 1 domain containing 1 (gene glt1d1). The record is from RefSeq and is a predicted model, not a curated record. Lineage: Eukaryota; Metazoa; Chordata; Chondrichthyes; Orectolobiformes; Hemiscylliidae. Gene Ontology annotation, molecular function: glycosyltransferase activity. The transcript has 13 exons. The coding region runs from base 273 to 1298 and encodes 341 amino acids.